AUGAAGUCUGAAAAAGAGCAGGUGACUGAGAGUAGGGAGAGAAGCAUCGUAGAGAUACAAUUCAGGGAAAUCCAGCGGGACCAGGACAGUGUGCCAGCGAGCCCAAAAGUAAAGGAAGAGAAAAAAGAAGUUUUUACGAAGGUUGUCAUAAGAAGAUUGCCACCGAGUCUAUCCAAAGACCAACUGGAAGAGCAACUAAGUCCAUUGCCAUCCUAUGACUAUUUUGAAUUCUUCCCUGCUGAUCACAGCCUUUAUCCCCACCUUUUCUCCAGAGCCUACAUCAACUUCAAAAACCCAGAGGACAUAGUUCUCUUCCGAGACCGAUUCGAUGGUUAUGUUUUCAUAGACAGUAAAGGCCAGGAAUAUCCAGCAGUGGUAGAGUUUGCCCCAUUUCAGAAAAUAUCCAAGAAGAAACUAAAGAAGAAGGAUGCCAAAGCAGGGAGCAUUGAAGAAGACCCAGAGUACAAGCGGUUUUUGGAGACCUACUCCUGUGAUGAAGAGAAAUCUAUGGCCAAUCCAGAAACACUACUGGGGGAAAUUGAAGCAAAGACCAGAGAACUCGUAGCUAAAAGAACAACACCCCUGUUGGAGUACAUCAAGAAUAAAAAGCUGGAAAAACAGAGGAUCAGGGAAGAGAAGCGAGAGGAGAGGAGGCGCAGAGAGCUGGAGAAGAAGCGACAGAGGGAGGAGGAGAAGAGGAAACGAAGGGAAGACGAGAGGAGGAAGCGCAAGGAGGCAGAGAAGCAGAAGAAGCUCUCCGAGAAGGACAUCAAGAUCAAGCUUCUGAAGAAAUGUGACCGUGAUGAUGACCUGGACUCAGACCGGCUGAAGGACAAAGGAGACAGCGGAGAGACGGACAGGAACAAGUGGGACAAGCAAGCCGCUCACAUGAAGUCCAAAGAGCAGAAGGAAAAGGGUCAGGGAGAGAGUGACAAAGAGCAGCGUGACCAGCUCCCUCAGCCGCAGCAGCAGAGUCACACCCGGCGGCAACGUGACCGCGAGCACCGGGGGCCGCGGGACGAGGAACGCAAGCGCCAACGCCACCACCACCACCACCAUCACCACGACUUCGACAAGUUCCCGCGCCGCAAGGACCAAGAGACCAAGUGGGGCAAAGGUUACUGCCAGGAUCAGCGCUCCAAGAAAGAUGGCGGUGGCCACGGGCACGGGCAGCACCACGUGUACGGCUAUUGCCCCGGUGACGGUGCCAGUGACAAGAUGGACAGCCAGGACCUGGAUGACCUGGCCAGCCGCAAGGAGCGCAUCCGAAACAAGGAUCGGCCUGCCAUGCAGCUCUACCAGCCGGGGGUCCGUAACCGUAAGCGUCUGGGCUCGGCCGGUAGCAAGGCCUACGACUGUCCCGCCCAGUCGCCGGAGCACUGCGCUGACCUCUGCUACGACCUCACCCUGGGCACCGGGUCAGAGAAGAGCGGAGACGAGUAGAAGUGGAGGAUGG
Engraulis encrasicolus (European anchovy) is the source of this 1456-nucleotide messenger RNA. It is a transcript of the gene upf3a, whose product is annotated as UPF3A regulator of nonsense mediated mRNA decay. The record is from RefSeq and is a predicted model, not a curated record. Lineage: Eukaryota; Metazoa; Chordata; Actinopteri; Clupeiformes; Engraulidae. The transcript has 10 exons. Gene Ontology annotation, molecular function: telomeric repeat DNA binding. Gene Ontology annotation, cellular component: nucleolus; cytoplasm. The coding region runs from base 1 to 1443 and encodes 480 amino acids. Gene Ontology annotation, biological process: nuclear-transcribed mRNA catabolic process, nonsense-mediated decay; positive regulation of translation.